AUGAUGCUCCAUGAAAUCCCUGAUACGGACCAAGAUGCUGAUGGCAGCUCAUGGAAGACAACUUCUGGUGAUGGAUUCAGGGGCAGAGGAGGCAGGGGAGGAUCACGAGGAGGAAGAGGAGGCUUCAGAAAUACCUUUAAAUCAGAAACUGAUGAAAAUGGCAACGAUGAGGGUUGGAAAGAUGGUGAAGGCCAAGGAAGAGGUCGCGGUGGUUUCCGAGGUGGUUUUCGUGGUGGUUUCCGUGAUGGUGGUAAUGAAGAGACUGGGAGAAGAGGCUUUGGAAGAGAAAAUGACGAAAAUGGCACAGAUGAGGGUUGGAAAGGAGGUGAAGGCCGAGGAAGAGGUCGUGGAGGCUUCCGUGGGGGUUUCCGUGAUGGUGGUGGCGAUGAAGAGACAGGAAAAAGAGGCUUUGGAAGAGGAGGUUUCAGAGGCCGGAAUGAGGAAGUGUUUCCCAAGGCCUCAACAUCAGACAAGCCAGAUCAAGAAGCAGGUGAAAAUGCAGGACCCAAGGUUGUCUAUGUGCCGCCUCCCCCUCCAGAAGAGGAGAGUUCCAUAUUUUCCCAUUAUGCCACAGGCAUUAAUUUUGACAAAUAUGAUGACAUCCUUGUGGAUGUGAGUGGCAGCAAUCCUCCAAAGGCCAUUAUGACUUUUGAUGAAGCAGGACUUUGUGAAUCACUGAGAAAGAAUGUAACGAAGUCUGGAUAUGUGAAGCCUACUCCUGUCCAGAAACAUGGAAUUCCCAUUAUUUCUGCUGGACGAGAUCUGAUGGCUUGUGCCCAGACCGGAUCAGGAAAAACGGCGGCCUUCCUGCUGCCCAUCCUACAGCGGCUGAUGGCUGAUGGAGUGGCAGCCAGCAAGUUCAGCGAGGUGCAGGAGCCCGAGGCCAUAAUCGUGGCCCCCACCAGAGAGCUCAUCAAUCAGAUCUAUCUGGAGGCCAGGAAGUUUGCAUAUGGGACCUGUGUGCGUCCUGUGGUGGUUUAUGGAGGUGUAAAUACUGGAUACACUAUUCGAGAGGUGUUAAAGGGCUGCAAUAUUUUGUGUGGGACUCCAGGACGAUUGCUUGACAUCAUUGGUCGUGGAAAGGUUGGCCUGAGUAAGCUGCGGUAUUUGGUUCUAGAUGAAGCAGACCGAAUGCUGGACAUGGGCUUUGAGCCGGAUAUGAGAAAGUUGGUGGGAUCUCCAGGAAUGCCUUCUAAAGAGGAUCGACAAACCCUCAUGUUCAGUGCCACCUACCCUGAAGAUAUUCAAAGGAUGGCUGCAGAUUUUUUGAAAGUGGACUACAUUUUCCUUGCUGUUGGUGUGGUUGGUGGAGCAUGCAGUGAUGUGGAGCAAACUAUCGUUCAGGUGGACCAGUACUCCAAGAGAGACCAGCUGCUUGAACUGCUCAGAUCUACAGGGUCCUUCAAGACGGAUGAGCCGCCUCAAGCAUCCGCCCCAAGUCCAGCAGCGGCUGCAGAUGAUGAGGAAUGGGAGUAACUACUCGAACGCCUUACGUUCUAUGUAGAUUUAUUUUAUUUUUAUAUUUGUGAGUUUAUUCAUUUCUCCAGCAGGCUUGUUAAAAUGUUGAUUGAUUAAGGUAGCAUUACGGUAAAGCUGUUGCAUUUAAAAAAAAAA
Molecule: messenger RNA, 1614 nt
Organism: Sinocyclocheilus grahami
Lineage: Eukaryota; Metazoa; Chordata; Actinopteri; Cypriniformes; Cyprinidae
Product: probable ATP-dependent RNA helicase DDX4
Exons: 18
Coding region: 1-1476 (491 amino acids)
Molecular function (GO): RNA helicase activity; ATP binding; nucleic acid binding
Source: RefSeq, a predicted model, not a curated record